Messenger RNA from Scleropages formosus (Asian bonytongue), 4985 nucleotides. RefSeq names its product teashirt zinc finger homeobox 1 (gene tshz1). The transcript is spliced from 3 exons. Gene Ontology annotation, molecular function: DNA-binding transcription factor activity, RNA polymerase II-specific; DNA binding. The record is from RefSeq and is a predicted model, not a curated record. Lineage: Eukaryota; Metazoa; Chordata; Actinopteri; Osteoglossiformes; Osteoglossidae. Gene Ontology annotation, biological process: regulation of transcription by RNA polymerase II. Bases 916 to 4239 code for a protein of 1107 amino acids. Gene Ontology annotation, cellular component: nucleus.
GCGACUCGAUGUGUCUGUCUAUCAGUUGAGGCUGUCUGAGGCGCUCCCGCGUUCCCGACGCGCGCUACCUUCUCCGCGCGAGGGAGACGGAGCCGAGACCCCGCGUCGCUCCUCCGGAGUUUGAAAUAAGAGUUAAUACUUUCGCGUCCAUCUCCCCGCAGCGCAGUGGACGUCCCGUGUUUUGUUUCCUUCUUUUUUAAUUAUUAUUUUUAUUUGUAGUGCGUGCCACGCCGCAUCAAGGACCCCCGCGUGUACCUGGAACAGAGGGGGCGAACGUUAUUGUUAUUAUCGCUGUUUCUUUUUUUUUUUUUUAAUUUUUUUUUUAUAAACCGAGUGUCGGUAGAAAUGUAAAAAGCCGAAGCGCGUGCAGUCCGGUCGCGUGAGCGAAGACCGAAAAGUAUCCGCCCGAUCGCGCCCGCGAGGCUGUUUGAUCUCUCCUCAUCAGCGCGAGCGAGAGAGCGAGCGGGUGAGGAGUGACUGACUGACUGACUGACGGACUGAAGGUUGGCCGUCUGACGCCCGUCCGUUUUUUCCUCUCCAUUUUUCCAGAGCUUCGUCUGAGGCGGAAAUACAAUGUAAAGCCGGGUGGGGUUCCCAUGUGGAAGUUUUUUUUUUCCCCUUUUUUUUUUUUUUUUUUUUCUUUGCUGUGUGAUACUAGUUUAUCGCCUUCUUUCCCGAAAGGAGACGCCGACUGUGAAGAGUGUUGCUGCGAGAUCCGAGCUCCUCCGAUGGAAACCGAGGGAGUGACUGAAACUCGCCGUCGACGACCGCCUGCCUUUCUGCCAUGAAACUGACGAGCGGAGAUGUGUUUCUUCUUGGCCGAAACGCUGAGAGUUGGCCAAGUCUUCGCAUUACGCCCUUUAUUUCGAGCUUGCUGUAUGAAAAGUCCGGUGGAAAGUGUCGAGCAGCAGCAGCAUGCCGAGGAGAAAGCAGCAAGCGCCCAGGCGGUCUGCAGCUUACAUGCCUGAGGAUGAGCUCAAGGCAGCUAAGAUUGAUGAUGAGCAGCUGCAGGACGACGGCCUGUCCCUUGACGGCCAGGACGCAGAUUUCCUUUACAACGAAGAGGAGGAGGGCAAAGAACAGCCCAGCUACCAGAACUCUCCACUCAGCAACACAACUAACCCAGAUGCUGGCUAUGGCUCACCCUUCAGCGAUGCCAGUGAUCAGCUGGCUGACUUCAGAAGCACCUCCUCAAAGGAAGGUCAAGACAAAGAGGAAACCAGGGGCACUGACAACGAUCUUGCUAUACAGGACAGCCUGGCAAAAAUGAAAGCAGUCUAUGCAAACCUGAUCUCGGACGCUUCCUGGUCCAGCAUUACCAUGGACAUCAUGAAAGCCAAGCAGGCCAGCGCCAGUACCAGCAGGAGUGGCAGCGGCAGCAACAUUGGAAGUGGCAACAUCACCAGUAGCCUCAUUAACAGCAGCAGUGCCAAUGCCACCACGACUGCCACCACUGCUAGCAGCAGCAACAGUACCACUAGCAAUGGUAGUGGUGUUGCCUAUGACUGGCAUCAGGCUGCUUUAGCUAAAACCUUACAGCAUACCCCUUACCAUCUUCUCCCUGAGCCCAGCCUCUUCAGCACCGUGCAGUUGUAUAGGCAAAACAAUAAACUCUAUGGCCCUGUGUUCACUGGUGCCAGCAAGUUCCGUUGCAAGGACUGCAGUGCUGCCUAUGACACACUUGUGGGCCUCACUGUCCACAUGAAUGAGACAGGUCACUACCGUGAUGACAACAAGGAUAAAGAUGAUGACAGGGGAAAAAAGUGGUCUAAGCCCAGGAAGCGGUCACUGAUGGAGAUGGAAGGCAAAGAGGAUGCACAGAAAGUGCUGAAGUGCAUGUACUGCGGACAUUCAUUUGAAUCUCUGCAAGACCUGAGUGUCCAUAUGAUUAAAACAAAACAUUACCAGAAAGUGCCUCUCAAAGAACCAGUCCCGGCUCUUGCCUCCAAGCUGGUUCCCGCUACCAAAAAACGAGCCUUCCAAGAUUUGGUCUCCCCCUGCUCCCCAGAGUCCAUUAACAGCACACCUGGUGUCCCCUUAGGUGAGGCCACAAAAGACUCAAAGCUGGCAAAUCCUUAUGUGACAGCUAACAAUCGCUAUGGUUAUCAGAAUGGUGCCAGCUACACUUGGCAAUUUGAGGCACGCAAGGCACAAAUAUUGAAGUGCAUGGAGUGUGGAAGUUCUCAUGAUACCUUGCAACAGCUGACUGCCCAUAUGAUGGUCACAGGACAUUUUCUUAAAGUAACCAAUUCUGCUUCAAAAAAGGGUAAGCAGCUGGUUUUUGAUCCUGUGGUGGAAGAAAAGAUUCAGUCGAUCCCUCUUCCCCCCACUACUACUCGGCUUCCCGUUUCCAAUAUCAAAUCUCAGCCUGACUCUCCAAUACACUCUUCAGGUUCUGAAGAGAAGAAGGAGCCAGAAGAAGAGAAAAUGGAGGUGACCAUACCUGAGAAAGUGAUCAAAGAGGAGAAGGAGGAGCCUGGUGAAAAAACAGAAACAAAUACUUCCUAUAAGUACCUGAGAGAGGAGGACUUGGAGGAAACCCCAAAAGGGGGGAUUGAUAUCCUGAAGUCCCUUGAAAACACAGUGUCCAGUGCAAUCAGCAAGGCCCAGACUGGCACACCUACUUGGGGUGGCUAUCCUAGUAUCCACGCUGCUUAUCAGCUCCAGGGCCCGGUGAAAUCCUCCUUACCAGUUGUGCAAAGUGUCCAAGUGCAACCAUCAUUCAACAGCAGCAUGAAAUCUCUGGCGUCUGAUGCAAGUACAGCAAUCCACACUCCUGAUAGCCCAUCCCCUCCUCCUCACCACAGAAGCAAUGUUUCAGCCAUGGAGGAACUGGUAGAAAAGGUGACAGGGAAAAUCUCUGUGAAGAAGGAAGAGAAGGUUUCUGACAAGUGCAAACCCAUCUCAACAAAGUCUCCUUCACCCAUGCCGAAAGAGAAGAAGGAGUCAAGCAAGCCAGAUGACCUCAGCAUGAAGCCGACAAAAAACGGUAGCGCUAGCGCAGACCUGGAGUCAGUCAACAAGAGGGAUGCCAAAGAGAGCCAGGUUGAUAACCUCAUAAAGAAUGGUACCGAUGCACUAAAAUCACCUGUUAGCAAUGGCUGUAACAGUUUGGGAAUCAUUACAGACCAUUCACCAGAGCAACCGUUUGUCAAUCCUCUCAGCGCCUUGCAGUCCAUAAUGAACACACAUUUAGGCAAGGCAUUAAAACCUGUUAGCCCUCUAUUGGACCCCCUGACAAUGCUGUACAAAAUCAGCAACAGCAUGAUGGAAAAGCCAAUGUAUAAUCCAACUCAGGUUAAGCAAACAGAAUCCAUUAACAGAUACUAUUACGAUAAUGAUGACCAGCCUAUGGAUUUGACAAAAUCCAAAAACACGAGCAGUACAGCCAACAGUUCCUCUACUCCAGCCAACAACAGCAGCAAUAGCAGCAGUGGGAACAGCAGCAAGCCCAUCUUGCCUAGUUUGUCUGAACCAGUUUCAUCUCCUCUGAGGGAAAAUGCAUUGAUGGACAUUUCUGACAUGGUAAAGAACCUCACUGGCCGCUUGACACCGAAAUCCUCCACUCCCUCCUCUAUUUCAGAGAGGUCGGAUGCAGACGGCAGCGCAUUUGAAGACGGCCUAGAGGAGCUGUCCCCUAUCCAGAAGAGGAAAGGCCGACAGUCCAACUGGAAUCCCCAGCACCUCCUUAUCCUCCAAGCUCAGUUUGCCUCAAGUUUGCGGGAGACUUCAGAGGGCAAGUUCAUCAUGACUGACCUGGGUCCCCAGGAACGGGUACACAUCUGCAAGUUCACUGGUCUUUCCAUGACCACCAUUUCUCAUUGGCUGGCUAAUGUAAAAUACCAACUGAGGCGGACAGGUGGGACCAAGUUCCUGAAGAACAUAGACUCUGGCCAGCCGGUGUUCCUGUGCAAUGAUUGUGCAUCACAGUUCAGGACUCCUUCCACGUAUAUUAACCACUUAGAGUCACACUUAGGCUUCAGCCUAAAGGACCUCUCCAAACUGUCAAUAGACCUCAUAAGGGAGCAGCAGGCUGUUUCUAAAGUCAUAACUGACAAGACAUUCGGGGUUCUUGGCCUGACUGAGGAUGAGACCGGCUCCAUAUUCCAGUGCAAGCUGUGUAAUCGGACCUUCGUCAGCAAGCACGCAGUCAAACUGCACCUCAGCAAAACUCACGGCAAGUCCCCAGAGGACCACCUGAUCUAUGUCACUGAACUAGAAAAGUUAGAGAAACUCUAAGAACUGGGGUGUGGAGCAGCUGUGUAUGACUGAUUAAAUCGUUGCACUAAAUCACAGUACUGCACUGGGCCUGAACUGAGCCUUUGAAAUCAGUCUUAAUUCUCCUGUAAAACUGCCUAACUGGACCAUGACUUUUUUGCUUAUUUUGAUUCCCUUUUUAUUUUUGUCACUUAUUUUGUAAUAUAUUUAUAUGAUCUCUGUCCAAAUUGUGCAUGUAAUUUGUAAAUCCAGAUUUAACAUGCAGUUCAACUUGUUCCAUGCUCUACAGAAGUUUUUUUUUUUUUUUUUUUUUUCUUUUCUUUCUCUUCCUCUUCUCCUCCUUGAAAAGUAAUGGUUCCCAAGGCAAACAUAGAAGGCUAUGUAAAAUAAGUGAGUUUAAAUUAUCUGUAUAGUUUAAAAAAAGGAAAAAAAAAAAAAAAAAAAAAAGCAUGGGCCAGCUCUUUUGAUGAAGACUGAAGUAGCAUUUCUGCACUUUAAAAAGUGACAGUUUAUUUUGUAAGGAGUUUUUAUUUAGUGUGCAUCACUUCGAUUUAAUUUUAGCUUUUAAUUUAACAGGGCUUACUGGCAUUCUGUUACAUUUAAGUUCCAUGGUCAGUUUAGUUCUGCAAAUGAACUUUUGACUGUAACGUACUGAAUAAAAAAAAAAGAUACUCUAAACCUUUUAGAAAGAAAAGAUAUUUAAAUUGACCAUUUUGGUUCAGUAAAUCUACUUAAGGAAGGACAAAGUAUGCAAGAUCUUUUUUUAA